Ilyonectria robusta is the source of this 1560-nucleotide messenger RNA. Its product is annotated as aquaporin-like protein. Lineage: Eukaryota; Fungi; Ascomycota; Sordariomycetes; Hypocreales; Nectriaceae. The record is from RefSeq and is a predicted model, not a curated record. Gene Ontology annotation, molecular function: water channel activity. Gene Ontology annotation, biological process: transmembrane transport. The coding region runs from base 1 to 1560 and encodes 519 amino acids. Gene Ontology annotation, cellular component: plasma membrane. The transcript is spliced from 3 exons.
AUGUCUUCUUUACAAUCCCCCACCCACAACCGCUCUGCUCGCAGUACACCCGCUGCGAACUUUGGAGCCUUCAGCCCGCCAGUCGGUAGUCUAACGCCGGAGGAGGUCGCCCGUCCUGGAUCCUCUCCAGCCGGACCUGUGGACCAAUCCUUGCCACGAGGAUCUGACUCGGAGCCGCCCAUCCAACCGAGCGCCAGUCAUGAGGGCCUCCGUUCACGACCGAGCUCCUCUCGUACCGCUGCUCAUCCUGCCCCGAAAGGCCACGCUCGUCGGUAUUCCCAUGAUCAAGACUUUCUCCAGCAUUCGGUUUCGGUCAGGUCACAAAGGCCCCGCUUCCGCGAUGACUGGGACUAUGAGCAAAGUGCAGAUCCCCGCGACUAUCCCACCAUGAGGGACUAUGACCGCUACUGGCGCAACGACUACCGCCCUGAUCGAUACACUCGAAGGGGUCCACGCCCUCCUCCCGCCUACCUCAACAGCCGCCGACAAAUGAUGAUGCAUGAUUCAGACGAUGACAUGUACCACGAGGACACUCGCUACAUGAAAGAUCCGUUCGAGACCUCCAGAGUGCGCCGGCCGACAGACGAGGAGAUGGGUUUCCAGCCUGACAUCCCGCCGCACCGUCGGCACUCCGAUGAGGAAGGGGUUGGCUUUGACGUAGCCCAUCUCGACUGGAAUAAUAUGAGCCGCAAGGAGAAAGCCCAGGUGAUGCGUAUCCCUUUGACGCAAUGGAUGAACUCAGAUCUCAAGAAUCACUUCGUCGCCACUCUCGGCGAGUUUGUCGGAACGACCAUGUUCCUCUUCUUCGCCUUCGCUGGCACCGAGGUUGCCAACAUCCAGUCCAAUGCCAGCUCCGAGCAGACAACCACUGGAGAGGCUACAGGUUUUGACGUCUCUGUACUGAUGUAUAUCUCUCUCAUCUUCGGCUUCUCUCUCAUGGUCAACGUGUGGAUCUUCUUCCGCAUUAGCGGAGGGUUGUUCAACCCCGCUGUGACUCUGGCCAUGGUUCUAGUCAAGGGUGUCAGCGUGACGAGAGGCAUCUGCUUGUUCGUUGCCCAAAUGCUCGGAGCUAUGCUCGCUUCCGUGGUCGUCCUGUUCCUCUUCCCCGAAACCUUUAAUGUUAGGACGACCUUGGGAGGCGGCGCGUCCUUGGUCCAGGGCGUCUUUAUUGAAGCAAUCCUGACGGCAGAGCUUGUCUUUGCCAUCUUUAUGCUGGCCAAAGAGAAGCAUCGCGCGACCUUUAUCGCCCCGGUCGGAAUUGGCCUGGCCUUGUUCAUUGCCGAAAUGGCUGGUGUCCAGUUCACUGGAGGUUCUCUGAACCCUGCGCGAAGCUUUGGGCCGUGUGUUGUUACCAGAACCUUUGAUUCUGAGCACUGGAUCUACUGGGUUGGCCCAUUUGUCGGAUCACUCAUUGCAGUGGUGUUUUAUAGGUUUAUCAAGACCCUAGAAUAUGAGAUGGCGAACCCUGGCGCCGAUGGUGAUGAUGCAAAUGACCCAACUAAGAACCCAGAAAAGCGAGCGGAGAUUCAUAUGGGCCAGACUCCCUCCAUCCGCACUUAG